GGAAAAGGCCAGCAAACGAGGCUCACACCCAACUAACUCUGUCUCAAAUCUCUGACCUCAGAACAUGCACCAAUACCUCACCAUCAAUAAAUACCCUCCUCCACCACUGCCCCUCACAACCAUAGUAACCUCCCUACAAAUAGCCUCCAGUUCAAGGAAUCAAGGCACAUAGAAAGCAGUAGCAGCAAACAAGCAAGCAAGCAAUGGAGAUAGAAUCGGUCAAGUGCGAGUGCUGUGGCCUGAAGGAGGACUGCACCCCGCACUACAUUGCCAGCGUGAGAUCAGGCUUCCAUGGCCAAUGGUUGUGUGGGCUGUGCUGUGAGGCGGUCAGAGAUGAAGCAUGCAGGAGGAAGGCUCACCAUGGAGUAGAGGAGGCUGUGAGGGCUCACAUGGCGUUCUGCAACAUGUUCAAGUUGAACCCCGCCGUCCGCGUGGCCGACGGCAUGCGCCAGAUGCUCCGGAGGCGGUCCGGUGAUAUGUCAAAGCCAGAAUCGGCCAAGAAGUACGAAUCAUCAGUGACACUGUAUUGAAGAGUUCAUCCAUCCUAAGGCCUGUAGACCGUCUAGCCCUCUUCUCAGGCUGAAAUACCUUCCACCUUUUGUCAGUUUGCUGUAUGUUCUUCUUAUCAUGCCUAUGCCUUCUUGGAAUGUACAUACGAUUCAUGCAAACAGAUGCUAGUACUGUAUGGCUUUUUGAUGAUAUGGUCUUCUUUCUGUGCUCACAACACAAUCAUUGAGCUGAUAAGAUAUGCUUAGAUCA
This is a messenger RNA of Zea mays, 759 nucleotides long. RefSeq lists its product as uncharacterized. The record is from RefSeq and is a predicted model, not a curated record. The transcript has a single exon. NCBI's taxonomy places the organism in Eukaryota, Viridiplantae, Streptophyta, Magnoliopsida, Poales, Poaceae. The coding region runs from base 204 to 530 and encodes 108 amino acids.